GCUCCUCUCGUCUUCCAACAGGAUGCAAAACUUCUCCGGAGAGGAAGAAGGGAAGCAGCUCCUCACUGUAGUCAGAUCUUACUGCCACUCCCUUCACGCCUGUUGACUAGGUGGGUUAGUUAGACACUAGUGCGACUCUCCUCAGCCUGUUGUCUAUUAGGUCUAGGUGAGUUAGGCAGGACAGAGUGAGACCAUGGCCAACUCAGCUCUGGAGAUCAUUGGCUUGUUGCUGUCUCUCAUCGGUCUGAUCGGGACCGCAGCCAGCACGGGGAUGCCCAUGUGGCGCGUGACGGCCUUCAUCGGCGAGAACAUCAUCGUGUUCGAGACGCGCUACGAGGGUCUGUGGAUGAAUUGCUUUAGACAGGCCAACAUCAGGAUGCAGUGUAAAGUGUACGACUCCCUCCUGGCUCUGCCUCCAGACCUGCAGGCGGCCAGGGGUCUGAUGUGCUGUGCCUUGGCUCUGGGAGGGGUGGGGCUGCUCAUCUCUAUCCUGGGCUUACAGUGCACGGCCUGCAUCCGGGACAACGACCGGGCCAAACGCAUGGUGCUCAUCGUCGCUGGCAGCAUGAUCCUCGGGGCCUGCGUCUGCGUCAUCAUCCCAGUCUCCUGGACGGGUCACACGAUCAUCCGUGACUUCUACAACCCGCUGCUGAUCGACGCCCAGCGCAGGGAGCUGGGAGAGGCACUCUACAUCGGAUGGGUCUCCUCUGCCUUCCUCUUCGCCGGUGGCUGCAUGUUCUGCUGCUGUAACAUCAAAGAGGAUAAAAGACAAGACAACUACAUGUACUCCAGGAACAGCCCUAGUCAAUACAUGUCUUACGCCCCUCAACCACAGUACCAGCCCCAGUACCAGCCCCAGUACCAGCCCCAGCCUCUACAGAGGCAGCCGUCCAGUAGCAGCUACCCCGGGUCCAACCACUACCCCUCCAGGUACCCCUCGGAACGCAGUGCUGUGGCUUACCUCUGAGUGUUGUGGCUAAAGGGGAAGGAAAGGGACUUAGUGUUUUCUACCGACAUAGAGGAACCGAUGUGUUCUUACGAGUACGUUUUGAAAAGAAGCCUUUCGGUUGUGUUAAAAGAUGAAUAUCAGCAUAAAGUAAGAGACUAAAAUGAUUGUAAUACACUGUGAAACUCACAAAGAGAGGAUUAAUUUUAAAAUUAUCAUAACAUGUUGAGGGGAAAAAAACGUGUCUAUCGGAUUUGUUUGUAAGAAAUCUGUUUAGAGAUACUAAAUACACUUAUAAUAGGUUAACUGGUUAACUGGUUAACUGUGAACUCAGAAAGAGAAGAGUUUGAGGAAACCUUCAAUCCUAUUUUUUAACAUUUUUAUUUUGUAUUAUCCUUUGUUUCCAUAUGUGUAUUUACUUUUGUAUUGGUGGGGUGUAUAAGGACACGUUUUUAUUUUAGUGACGUCCCUAAAGAUUAUUUGUGUAAAUAUAUUUACAAAUUGUG
Messenger RNA from Oncorhynchus nerka (sockeye salmon), 1452 nucleotides. RefSeq names its product claudin 8.1 (gene cldn8.1). Gene Ontology annotation, cellular component: plasma membrane; bicellular tight junction. Lineage: Eukaryota; Metazoa; Chordata; Actinopteri; Salmoniformes; Salmonidae. Gene Ontology annotation, biological process: cell adhesion; bicellular tight junction assembly. The transcript has a single exon. The record is from RefSeq and is a predicted model, not a curated record. Gene Ontology annotation, molecular function: structural molecule activity. Bases 194 to 967 code for a protein of 257 amino acids.